AUGGACAGACCUGGGUGGCAUAUUGAAUGUUCGGCAAUGACGCAUCAUGUGCUCGGAGAUAAACUGGAUGUGCACACGGGUGGAGUGGACCUGCGUUUUCCUCAUCACAACAAUGAGAUUGCACUGUGUGAAGCGCAUAACUAUGGACCUCAGUGUGAGCAUGAUAAAGAGUGGUGCAAACACUUUGUGCACUUUGGACACUUGUAUAUUCGCGGAAGGAAAAUGUCCAAGUCGCUGAAGAACUUCAUUUCAGUGAAGGAUUUUUUGAAUGAUGGACACACGGCGGAUCAUUUCCGCCUAAUUUGCCUGCAGUUUAAGUACCGCUCAAAUUUAAUCUACUCGGAGGAUCGAGUACGUGAUGCAGAAGUAGUAAUCACUCGUUUGAGAUGCUUUUUUCGAAAUGUUAUGGCAUAUGGCAGUAAUCGUGAUAUUUGUAGCAGCGAUACUAAAAUUAAAGGAAUCAAGUCAAAACGCUGUGAGAAACAAGACCUGGAAGUGUUAGACGCACUGUUCACGACCCAAGCACAGGUGGACGAAGGUUUAUUGGAUGAUUUAGACACGCCACGCGCCCUAUCACUUGUAUUGAACCUGAUAUCGCGUGGAAACACGUACUUGCUGGCACACCGAGGCGAUGAUCAGGCUCCUGAGGAGGUGCUAAUUGCAUUGACUAGUUACGUGCUUGAGGUGCUUGACCUUUUCGGACUGGAGGGACUUCAUGCCGAGUUUUCUGCCAUGAUGCGCCGUCGAUUCACUGUUUCAGUCAAAAAGCAGCAGCUGAAUGAAAGGGACGAAUUGGUUAGCAGGGACGAACAGGAGGCUCUACUUUACUCUUUGAUCAAAUUUCGUGCUGCUGUGCGAGAAGAAGCUUUGCGUGACCUUAAUCAGUCAGGCAACAUGCGCAUUCUUGCGUUAUGUGACACAUUGCGCAACGAGGAGCUACCUCAGUUAGGUAUUCAAGUCGAGGAUCUUGCGCCAGGAUCCUCCGUGUUUAAGCUGCUCUCGCUUGAAGAACGAGAAGCAGUUCGAAGAGUAGAAUCAGAUGAACAGGAAAUAAAAACUGAUGGCGAGGCAGCGCUAGAACUGCGGAACAAACAGCAGGAGCUUGAGAUGCUGAUGCAGAUUGCUCCCUCAGAUUUGUUCAGGAAAUCGCCGGAGUUUGCCGACCGAUUCAACAUGUUUGACACGAAUGGAUUCCCAACGCUCGAGAAUGGCGAGCCUAUUAAGAAAAGCCAACGUAAGAAGCUUGCGAAGAAAUUGGCCAAAUAUGAAAAAUCCUACAUGAAGUACUGGAAAACCCGAGACAAUGGUCAGUAA
Messenger RNA from Peronospora belbahrii, 1314 nucleotides. Lineage: Eukaryota; Oomycota; Peronosporomycetes; Peronosporales; Peronosporaceae. The record is from the annotation of a GenBank genome assembly.